GCAAUAAUAGCAUUUGUAUUGUGAAUAGUAAUCUUGACCAUAGUAAGAAGCAUAAGCUCAUUGUCUUCGUUGGGGUUAUUUUUAUAUACCUCCCUUGAGGUUUAAACAUUUGACACUUGAAUACAAAGUAUGAAUAUAUUAUUGAUAUCCCCCUUUCUCCCUAACAUAUACUCCGUAUCUUUGGCGGUGGGAUGGUUAUCCCUAUUGAUAAACUAAAAGAAAUAAAAACGGACACUUACACUGCAGGAAAUCUUCCACAGAUAUUGAUGUCUUUUGAUAUAAAUCAUCUCUUCCCUAAACUCUCAUAUUUCUUUCUCCUGGCCCUUCGUAUACACCAGCUCACUCGAAUUAUUCAUCCCAAACUCAUUCCAAAUGUGCUCUCUCUAAAGUUGGUCUUUGUAUAAUAUGUUGGGAGGGGAGUUCCAGCGACUUCUGGAGAUGGACGUCCAACCCAGCUUAUAUUACUUUGACAUUGAGACUGUAGUUGGAGGUGAAAUAUUUCAGCUUGGGUUAGCUAUCCCCGAGAAGUAUAGUUUGCAUAAUCUCUAGACUGACUUAAAGAUUGCAUGUAGAAUUUAUGGUAUUUAUGAAGCAAAGAAGUUACACGUUGAAGCUAUAAUUCCGUGGGAAAAUGAAACAAAGACGAUUCUGAAUGAUGAGGAUCUAUUUAAUACAUUUAAACAACUUAGAAAGAAAAUGUAUUCCUCUACAAGAUUUGUGGUUUCAACAGUUGAUGAAGAGUCCCAAAUUGAAAUACUGGUAGUUACUACACAUAAUGAGGACAACUCAGAUCUCGAUCUUAAAGACACACUAGAUGAUGAGGGUGAUAUUGAUCCAACUAGAGAAGUUGAACUCCUUCUAAAUGAGGAUGUGCACCCUCAUGUUUUUGCCGUUAGUUCAAAGGAUGAACCGGAGUUUGUCAAUGAUGAUGGCUAUGAGUACAAUCCAUCAAGCUCAGAGUUUGAUGAUCAAUACAUCGGCAGAGAAGACGAUGGGAGCCAUCUUGAUGAUUACCAGUCUGGAGAUGAUAGUGACUAUGAAUCUGAUGAUAAUACCAAAGAAGUGGAAUGUAAUCGCUAUGAGGCAGGUUCUGGUGGAUUUGAGUUUAAUGUUAUAGGUGAUAAUAUAAUAUUAAAGCCUGGGAAACUCUUUGUAAAUGUGAAUGAGUUCAGAAAAGUGUUACAGAUAUUUGCUAUUCGAAAUGGGUUUAGAUUGAAAAGACUAAAGAAUGAGAAAUCAAGAGUCACUGAAAAGUGUGCUGCUGAUGGUUGCACAUGGAGAAUUCAUGCAAGUCCGAAUUGGAACUAAAGAACUUUUCAAGUAAAGACCUAUUGCUCCGAACACACAUGUGCACGAAUUGAUGAUAAUUAUGAAGCAAACUCCACAUGGAUAGCAGCAAACUAUCUACAUCUAUUCAAGGCUAACCAUGACAUUAACAUCACUGUCAUUCCUGCAGAAUUACUGAAGACGUAUGGUGUGGAGUGCAACAAUCAACGGUUGUACAGAGCAAAAAAGAAAGCCAUGCAACUUCUUGGCCAAGAUCACAAGACAAGCUAUUCCAAACUACACAGGUACUCCGAGGCUUUGAGCAAUACCAAUCCUGGAACUACAGUUUCACUUCAGGCGGAUUGGCUAGGAGGCGUUGAAUACCCUUAUUUCAAGAGGUUUUUUGUGUGCUUGGAUGGGAAUAGAAGAGGUUUCAUUGAAGGUUGCAUACAGUUCAUUGGACUUGAUGGGUGCCACCUAAAGGGCCCUUAUAAAGGAGUCUUACUUUCAGUUGUUAGAAUUGAUGCAAACCAUGGCCUCUACCCUUUGGCAAUAGCUGUAGUCGACAAAGAAAAUAAAGAUUCAUGGAAGUUCUUUUUAGAUAAUUUGUAUGACCAAGUGUGGUUGUAAUGGCGGUGAAGGAAUUUGAUUUAUGAGUGAUAGACAAAAGGGUAUUUUAAAUGCCUUAUCUACUGUCUUCCCUAAUUCUCUUAAAAGAUAUUGUUGCAGACACAUCUAUGCAAAUUUUAAGAAGAAGUUUUCGAGUGAGCUUUUGAAGAAUACAUUUUGGAGGGCUUGUAGGAGUUUUGAUGUGACUAGAUCUAAUUCCAACAUGGAAGAACUAAAUUCGUUGUCUCCUCAAGGUCAUGAGUGGCUAAUGAACGUACCUACAGUUUGUUGGGCAAAGCAUAUGUUCUCAAAACACACAAAGUGCAAUCACGUUACUAAUAACAUGACAGAAUCUUUUAACAAUUGGAUUGGGAAUUACAGAGGUAUGCCCAUUGUUCGUAUGUAUGAAGAGAUAAGACGAAAGAUAAUGAGGCUAAUACACAAGAGAAAUAUGGUUGCCCAAGAGUGGAAAGGUGACCUACCGCCGAUUGUAAGAAAGAAGGUUAUUGAAAACCGAGCUAAUGCUAGGUCUUUGUCUGUGAUCUUUGGCCAAAACAAUACAUUUGAGGUAAUGGAAGAUAUUUCCAAGAUCAAUGUGUUGGAUUUACAGGAGAAGAAAUGUGACUGCAUGGAAUGGGAAAUAUCUGGCCUUCCUUGCAAAUAUGUUAUAUGUUGCAUUGAUGCUUAGAGACAUCAUGUGAAGACUAUGUGCACCGGCUACUGAAGAAGGAAUCUUUCUUGGCAACUUACAAGCACCAGCUCAAUCCUGUCCCUGAUGAGAAGAAAUGGCCCCUGGUUCUUGAAGACAAUUUGCAACCACCUACCAUUAUUAGGGCAGUUGGCAGACCUUAACUCAAGAGACGGAAGGAAGACGGUGAAUGCUCUUCAUUCAAACGAAGUGCAAACGUUAGGUGCUCAAAAUGUGAUCAAUGGGGACACAACAAAAGAACUUGCACGACGGUAUCUACCCCAUCCAAGGGACCAAGGACAUAUGAGUCUCAGCCAACAGCCCAUGAUGAUAUUGGGCAAUCAAAUCCAGAUUGAUACAGAUCACUAGAGAUGAAGCAUAUAUUCAGCAGACUUGUUAAAUAUAUUUAACACAUAUUAAUACUUUUGUUGGCGUGGGGAUAAGAUCUUGCAACACAUUUGAUGCAUUGCAGUGAUCGAAAAAGAUGUUGUGCCAUCUUCUACUUAAACUAACUUAUAGUUUGAGCUUUUGCUGUAUUUUGCUGGAAUAUUUUGCUAAAACUGGUUUGCACUUUAGAUGCCAAAGUGUUAUGUCUCUUUUUGUAAAGACUGUUAGUAGAACAUAUCAUCUCAAACAAGGUUCUGCUAAUUACUGUAAUAUGUUCUUGAUUAUGC
This is a messenger RNA of Cuscuta epithymum, 3237 nucleotides long. NCBI's taxonomy places the organism in Eukaryota, Viridiplantae, Streptophyta, Magnoliopsida, Solanales, Convolvulaceae. The record is from the annotation of a GenBank genome assembly.